GUGGCUUCAGAUUCGCCACACGGAGAGGAAAGGCUGAGAAAGUGACGAAGGCUUCAUGUAGGGGGUUUUAAGAAGGCUUAAGAAGUGUUUAUUAUUUUUUGAUGAAUAGUGGCACACCAAAGAUUUAGACAAGACAUAGCCAAAAUGCUCUGCCACGUUACUCGUCCAGAUUCGGUGGUAAUGGAAGUGGAAGUUGACGCGAAGGCGAACGGAGAAGACUGUCUGAAUAAGGUUUGCAGAAAGUUGGGCAUAAUAGAAGUGGACUACUUUGGGCUUCAGUUCACUGGCAGCAAAGGUGAGAACCUGUGGCUGAAUUUGAGGAACCGUAUCUGCCAGCAGAUGGAUAAUGUGACGCCGUGUCGGCUGAGGCUGCGCGUCAAGUUCUUUGUAGAGCCCCAUCUGAUUCUGCAGGAACAGACGAGACAUAUCUUCUUCAUGCACGUGAAGGAGGACCUACAUAAUGGUCACCUACGUAUGGGCUCAGAACAAGCAGAAGAACUAAGUGCACUGCUGGCACAGGCCGAGUUCGGUGACUACAACCAAAACACAGCACAGUACUGGUAUUCGGAGCUGUGUGGAGAGGAGCCAAGCACGGCCACCAUUGAAAGCAUCAUUUCAAGACACAAAGCUCUGGAAGGCUCGAGUCAGGGCUCUGUGGAGUAUCAGGCCCUGCAGCUGGUCUCCUCUCUGGAGCAUUACGGCGUGGAGUGGCACUGGGUUCGAGACGCCAAUGGCCAACGACUGGCAAUUGGAGUGGGCCCUGAAGGGAUUGCAGUUUGUAAGGAGGACUUCAGCUUAGUCAACAGAGUAAGCUAUCCAGUCAUCCAGAUCGCCACACAGUCAGGGAAAAGCGUAUAUCUAACAGUGACAAAGGACACUAGUGACAGUGUGGUGCUCCUGUUCAAGCUGAUCAGUAACCGGGCAGCCAGUGGACUGUACCGAGCCAUCACAGAGACCCAUGCCUUCUACAGGUGUGACACGGUUACUAACGCAGUGAUGAUGCAGUACAGCAGAGACUUUAAAGGCCACCUCGCUUCACUUUUCCUCAACGAGAACAUUAACCUGGGCAAGAAGUACGUUUUUGACAUCCGUCGUACGUCCAAGGAAGUGUACGACCAUGCCCGCCGUGCCCUCUACAACUCCGGUGUUGUGGACCUGAUGUCCCGCUCUGGCAGUGGAGACCGCUCUUCCCCCUCACGCUCCCCCAGCAGAGACAACCAACAGGACGAGGGGCUGGACUGUGGCAGCUGCCAGCAGAGCCGAGCCCUGCAGGAGCGUCUGCAGAAGCUCAGAGAGGCGCUGUUGUGCAUGCUGUGCUGCGAGGAGGAGAUAGAUGCUGCGUUCUGCCCCUGUGGACAUAUGGUGUGCUGCCAGACCUGUGCCAGUCAGCUCCAGUUGUGUCCAGUGUGUCGCUCAGAGGUGGAGCAUGUACAGCACAUCUACCUACCCACCUGCACCAGCCUGCUGAAUCUGACACUGACCGACAACCACCAGCACCGCAGCAGCAUUCCCACACCCAUCCACAGAGAAAUGGCGUCACCUCACAGCUGCACAGCCACAGAGUAUGAACACAAGAUCUACCACACAUAAAGAGAACUCCACCAAAACUCUGGACUCUUAAAAGCUACGGCAGCCCAAUUAAGGCUUCACAAAGAAGGAACAUUUCUCAUCAGUCUAAUUAACCAAACAUAGAGACUCAGCAUAAUCAAAGAUGGACACACUCAAACCACUCCCUCAGCUACUCUCUGUGUGUUUGUGUGAGUUUAAUUGUUAUUUCAACUCAUUUAAAGUAUUGUUGCUACUGCUUGUGAAUCAUUCUGUCCAAAUCUUGUAUGUGUUAAACAUCAUUCACCCCUGCCAAAACAUUGUUUUUAGAGUAGGCUUGUUUGUCUUUAAAUUAUUGCAUCAGUUGACCUGAUACAGAUAAGAAACAUUCUUUAGGUUUUUUUGAAUUUGUGUUUUUUAUUUCUUUGCUCUAUAUCAGACCUCCUAGCCCCAAACCCGAACCCUUCAAUGGACUUGUGUUUUUGAAUUUAUAAACACUGUACAUAAUGGUUUUGCAUUUUCCCCCAUUUUUAAUGCUUUCUGACAUUUUAAAGCUUCUCUGUUUGGAUUUGAGAAUUUUAUGAUUUAACAGAGUGAACGGCAUUUUUAAUUAUUUAAUUUCUUGUGUUUUUCGUAUUUUCAAGCCAACUAUGAGAUUUUUAGAGGCCUAAGCAGUACGCAUAUUAAUAAGACAAACCAGACUAUAAGGCCACAAGGUCCUGUCAUGCUAUCUGUGGGUGGAACAGGGUUAUUAAAUGUUCUUUUAGCUGAGCAAAACUGUGACUGGGGAUGUGAAAUGCAGCACUUUGCUGACACUCCCACAACCUUCUUCAACUUGGAACAGGUUUUGUUGACUGCCACUCGUCCAUAACAACAAGCCUAGUUUCAUAACCACUGCACCUUUUUCUUUAUCUAUGCCAACAGACGGCUAGAAUGAAGAGCCUCAGAACCACAGGGUUAUAAACAUGAGAUAAGAAUAAGUCCUGCCGCUGCUUCUUCUAAAAGCCUCACACAUAUGUUUUUUUGUUGUUUUUUUCCCCCUCUGGGGUGGACUAAUGCGUUCAUUUCCAAUAUUUUUAAAGGGUACUAGGAGAUCUGUCUGUGCAAUAAUUUCUUGCUUUUGAAAAGCUUUUCAUUCACACGUUUUAUUUAAUUUCAAAGACUGUAUUUAAAAAAAGAGAAAAAAACACAACAUUGUCACUUUACCAAGGAAGUUUUCCACAUGUCUGUAGGGGGGUUUGGCCUUAAUGUAGCAGCAACACCUUGUUUGUUAUAAACUUUCCACAGACUUUUUCUGUUAAGAAAAGGAGAACUUAAUUUCUUUAAUGCUGACUUGAUUUAAGCUCAGUCACUGCAGGGGAAGGACUUUUUAUUUUUCACAUUGUACAAGUAGGGGUUUGUUUCUGUUUUCUGAAGCAAAAGCCACUAUGCUCUGUAAAAUUACUCUUAGAAAUGAAAAUCCUUUUUAUAUCUUCUGUUUUUAACAAAUACAAAGUAUUAAUAAAGUUGUUUUUUAAAAACAAA
This is a messenger RNA of Cheilinus undulatus (humphead wrasse), 3069 nucleotides long. It is a transcript of the gene mylipa, whose product is annotated as myosin regulatory light chain interacting protein a. Gene Ontology annotation, molecular function: ubiquitin-protein transferase activity. Bases 145 to 1590 code for a protein of 481 amino acids. The transcript is spliced from 7 exons. Gene Ontology annotation, biological process: ubiquitin-dependent protein catabolic process. The record is from RefSeq and is a predicted model, not a curated record. Gene Ontology annotation, cellular component: cytoskeleton. Lineage: Eukaryota; Metazoa; Chordata; Actinopteri; Labriformes; Labridae.